CAGUAGAAACACUAGAAUGUGUUUCUGAGGAGAAAGAAAGUGUAAUGAUAUUGUCGUUGAGAGGUAUCAGAGAAGGAAUGAAUAGUGUGAAGUAAGUGAAGAGUGAAUCAGACUCGACGCCGCCCAUUCACACAGUGACGCCCAGAGAACGGCAGAAAGAGAGAAGGAGAGGAAAGGAGAGGGAGAGAAAGGAUAGAGAGAGAGAGAGAGAGAGAAAGAGAGAGUGAGUGAGUGAGUGGGUGAGUGAGGAAGGGAGAGAGAAAGAGAAGUUCGCUCUCGAGAUAUAGGACACUGGUGGGAUAAGAGAUAUAGAAUAAAAAAAAGAAAACAAACAAACAGCGGGAACGCGUUUUUACCUCAGUAAGCAGAAACAUAACGGGACUUACACGCGAGCUGUGAGCGCACGCGCUGAAUGCGAGACCAUGACGGCUGCCGUGGAUAUGACGCCAACGUUAACUAUAAUAAAAUCCGAAAAAGCAGACGAUCUGGAAUGUGGGGAUGUUCCCCUGCUGACUCCAGGGAGCAAAGAGAUGAUGUCGCAGGCUGUGAAAGCCACCUUCAGCGGUUUCACCAAGGAGCAGCAGAGACUCGGCAUCCCUAAAGACCCCCGGCUGUGGACAGAAGGACAUGUGAGAGAAUGGCUUCUGUGGACAGUGAACGAGUUCAGCCUGAAGAACGUAGACUUCCUCAAGUUCUGCAUGAACGGUGCCAGUCUUUGCGCACUGGGCAAGGAUCGCUUUCUAGACCUGGCGCCCGACUUUGUAGGGGACAUCCUGUGGGAGCACUUAGAGAUGAUGCUGCAAAAAGAGGAUCCAAAGCAUUUCCCUGUCAACGGCAUAAGCUCAGGUUUCCAGGAAUCUCGCUAUACCUCAGACUACUUUGUCAGUUACGGCAUUGAACACGCUCAGUGUGUUCCGCCUUCGGAGUACUCGGAGCCGGGCUUCAUCACAGAGUCCUACCAGACCCUUCAUCCGAUCAGCUCGGAAGACCUGCUGUCACUUAAAUUCGAGAGCGAAUACACCAACGUUAUUCUGCGUGACACGCCACUCAACCCACUUCAGGGCGACUACUUCCCCGUCAAACAGGAAGUGUCACCUGACAACAUGUGCGUGGGUCGGAUCAGCAGAGGUAAACUGGGAGGCCAGGACUCGUUCGAGAGCACUGAGAGCUUCGAGAGCUGUGAUCGUCUGACGCAGUCAUGGAGCAGUCAGUCGUCAUUCAACAGUCUGCAACGCGUCCCCUCCUAUGACAGCUUUGACUCAGAGGACUAUCCCACAGCCCUGCAUGGCCACAAGCCCAAAGGCACGUUUAAAGACUACGUCCGUGAGCGCUCUGAGCUCAGCAAGGACAAGCCCGUCAUCCCAGCUGCUGCCCUUGCGGGUUACACGGGUAGUGGACCCAUUCAGCUGUGGCAGUUUUUGCUGGAGCUCCUUACAGACAAGUCCUGCCAGUCGUUCAUCAGCUGGACAGGAGACGGCUGGGAGUUCAAACUCUCCGACCCCGACGAGGUGGCACGGAGGUGGGGCAAGAGGAAGAACAAGCCCAAGAUGAAUUACGAAAAGCUGAGCCGUGGUCUGCGCUACUACUACGACAAGAACAUCAUCCACAAGACAUCAGGCAAGCGCUAUGUCUACCGUUUCGUGUGUGACUUAAAGAGCCUUCUGGGAUACACACCUGAGGAGCUGCACGCCAUGCUGGAUGUCAAACCCGACACGGACGAGUGAAACACCAGUCCCGGAGUACUGGGGCCGAGAGACUUUCCUCCCUUAUCCUCACAACAGUGGGUGUUUAUUUUGGGUCCAACCAAGUCCCGUCUUCAUACCUAGUCAUGGUUCCAGUCUUGUUUUGAGCUCAUGACUGCAGCUAUCGCAAAAGGACCCAUUCCAAACCUUACCAAAGUUCAUAGUCUGUAGCGUGUAUCAUAAUUCAGCUCUGAAGAGAAAACAGUGAGUUUCCAGCAGAGCCGCCAUUUUGACCCAGCAGCACCUAAAAAACAGACUGCAGUAGAGGGUGGGACUAGGAAAGAACGAAGGACUCGUUCCUAAAGUGGACAUUGUAUGGAUGGAAAGUUCCGAAAAUAUGUUGCCAAAGUUACAGAAAAAUGGAACUUUACAGAAAUACAUAAAUAUUUACUAUUAAGUUACUGUUGCUGUCUCAGAGUCCUCUGGACCAUACAAAAAUGAUUAAAGUAUUUUAUUUUUUAUUAUUAUUUUUUUCUCUGAUAUGUUGUGCCAGUAUUACUUUUUUAAUUUGUAAAUGAAGGAUUGAUAAUGCCAAAAUGUUUUUUUUUCUUCCCCAUGUGUUUAGAGUCAAAGACUCUUCACAUAAGUCGCAUAACUGAAAACUCAGCAGGCGAGACCAGAGACUGCUAUUUUACUCAUGCAGUUCAGUUAAAAGAAAAGCCUCUCACUCAAACCGAGAACGGGUGACAGACACGACCGAAAGUAGCCGUUUUUCUGCUCGAGGGCGGCAAGCUGUGAACACACCCGCCCUCGACUUAUGGGCAGGAGUGUUUCGCUUCUAAGCGAGCACAACUUAGGCAGCUGUUAAGCACGGCCCGUCUCAGAUCUCCUUUUUCUAAUCUCUAACGUUCAGACAAAGGACUUCAAGCAUCUCUUGCCUUAGUUUUAUGUCUAUGUUACCACUCCUGUCACUCGCCUUCACGUCUUGUUUUGUCUGCGCCGUCUCUUGAGAGCACAUGUGAUGUAAACACGUCUGUAAUCUUGCUGUCUGUAAUGAGACAGAGUGAAGGAUAUGUAAGUGGAGCACAAUAGAAAUGUCAUUUAACUGAUCUAGUCCUCUUUUGUGAGUUGAUUGAUAGCAGGAAACAGGCUUCCUGAUGAGCUGGGACCAAAUUUAUGUCCGUGUGUAACUUGUUUUAGUUUGUGUGCCUGAGGACAAAAAGCUGAAUGUAAUAGAGAUCUUAGCCAUAAGCCUGACGCAGGAGUUAUUGAUCACUGAAGUGAAGGUAGUGUGAGUGAUUUGAGCAUGGGAUAGUAAUGGAUAAUGUUGGAUAGGCGUACGAAAGUAGGGGUGUAACAGUUUCAGACUGUUUUAAGAUCGACAUGUAUGCGUUAUGUUAAAGAAAAUGGUCAAUGAUGCUACUGCAGUUGUAGUGGCUUCAGAUCUGAAUAGCAUUAGCACAGAACAAGGGCUGACCAAUAACACAACUGAAAUACAACAAAAAUAUAUUACACAUAGAUACUGAAUUGAUUUCUAUUACUAAUAUAAAUAACUAAUAAAACACAACAGAGCAUGCUGUUACAAAAAAAAAAAAAAAAAUAGAUACUGGGGUGUUGUAAAGUAGCCUGAUGCAAUGCAUUAUUUUUCCAAUAAUCUCAUGUCCUGAAGUGUUCUAUUCCUCUUAUAACAUGCAGUGAUUCACCAACAAUUACAAUCUUUUUAUUAAUUAAAGAGCGACACUUAUUUUUUAUCCAUUUCUAGUUACAUAUAUUACUGUUUUCAUUUAUGUUAUAGCAGCUAGAAUCAUUCCCUCACCAGCCUCUCUCUCAAUUUUCCACAAGACAAAAAAGAAGUUUCUUAUUGUACAAAGAACCCACUAAGCACAAAGAUCUCUGAAUUUAAGACUUCCCCUGGUGGAAAACCUGACUGUUACAAAGCGCUAACACUGGAGACUCCUUCCAUUAAUGCUAAAUAAACUUCUCCUUAGGAAAAAUGUCACCAUAUCAUGUUUUACUUAUCAUCUUUUUAUAUGGAGAGUUGGAAAUACAAGUCUCCGCGUGUAGAAACAACACCGUAUUAGAAUGAGCACCUAAUCAGCAUUGUUGCUAGCAGUGUGACUCUGGUACCUGUUGCCUUUUCAGUCGUGGUUUGUGUUCCACAGAACAGGCGGGCUUCGUUGGGAAAAAAAACGCCGAAGUUAAGACGUCUCAUAUACACAAUGUUAUUGUUUACAGUGGUAUGCUUGCCGCCUUGAUGGGUUUCAUUUUAGAAUUGUCUGUUUGUACAGAUUGUGUUUCAAAACGCUUUAAUACAAGACCCCGAACGAACAAAUAAGCCACUGUUAAAGCAGUAAUAACACAGAAAUGCGUGUGAGGUCUCGGAGCCGAAGGAUUUGAUGCUCAUCCACGCUGCUGAAGGACCAAACCCACAUUCCAGUCAUUUUUUU
Messenger RNA from Pangasianodon hypophthalmus (striped catfish), 4129 nucleotides. It is a transcript of the gene ets1, whose product is annotated as v-ets avian erythroblastosis virus E26 oncogene homolog 1. Gene Ontology annotation, molecular function: DNA-binding transcription factor activity, RNA polymerase II-specific; sequence-specific DNA binding. Gene Ontology annotation, cellular component: nucleus. Bases 423 to 1724 code for a protein of 433 amino acids. NCBI's taxonomy places the organism in Eukaryota, Metazoa, Chordata, Actinopteri, Siluriformes, Pangasiidae. Gene Ontology annotation, biological process: cell differentiation; regulation of transcription by RNA polymerase II. The transcript is spliced from 8 exons. The record is from RefSeq and is a predicted model, not a curated record.